UGCGGAGGUCCGGCAACGCCCCCAACUUACUUCUGUUUGCGCCGCCUCGUUCGCAUCAAUUGUUUACAAAUUUUUAUAAAUAACAGCCAAUUACCCCGGCUUAAAUGUGCAAGGAGCGGUUCGGGCAUAACUUGAAGCUGUUCCCGACCGAACUCACGUGAUAAGAGUCCUGUGCGUGCGCCCGCGACCACGCACAUGGAGCAGCAACAGGCGACGCCGCCAAAAAAGAGAAGGCACAGGGAAUAUCACGAUCCAGAUUAUCACCAAACGGAAGUUCCGGAUCAAGAUCAAGAUGAUCCUAGUACAACAGAGGCUUCUCCCCUACAAUCGAAACGACUCAAAAAGGAGCAGACGGCGGAGGAGACACCGACACCAUCCGCUGAUCAAUUCGGACGCAUCCGGGACCUCCUGCGCCAGGAGUUCCAGCGGGAAAUCGCUCAAAAGGUGGAACAGCUGGCCGAGAUCGAUAGGAGACUGCUCAAGGGACGUCAGCUGCUGGACAAGCUGCGCUAUCAAGUGGUCAGCGAGUACUACCGAAAGCAACAGGUCCCCCUUACCGCAGCCGACGUGGCCAAGGUGCGCGGCGACAGCCUGUUCGGGGACGAGAUAUCUGCUCCUCAAUUGCCUCUGCAUCCAGCCAUUAAGAAAAUAGUUGGCAAGCGGCCGGUGCCCAUCCAGAAUCAUCUGCCGGAGCGCACAGCGGCUACCUUAGCUAAGCAAACAAUCAGGCUGAAGAAUCCGGCUCAUCGAAGAGCGGAAAGAAGGCGACAGCAAAAGAUCAAGGAGCAGGGCAUUGUCACCGAUCACUCCAAGGACAGGCAGAAGCAGGAGCCUCCCGUAUCCAUUAAACUAGAGGAUGAUCAACCCUGCACCAGCCGUCAGGCCCAAGAAAGGCAACUGGAGCUGAAUGCCUCGCGGCUGAACAACAAGAAUAAGUUCAAUUUUGUAGUGGGUAACACCUCCAAGUACAUUGGCAAAGGUGUUCAAGAGAAGUCCAAUGGCGAACCAGCUUUGAUCUACAAGUGGUUGGUCUAUGUUCAAGGCAAAGAGCUACCCCAACCAGUGGGGUAUUACAUUAAAAAGGUUCGCUUUCAACUGCAUCGGUCCUACCGACCCAACGACAUUGUGGACGUUCACAGCCCUCCGUUUCAGCUGACUCGUCGGGGUUGGGGCGAGUUUCCCAUGCGCAUCCAGCUGUUCUUUCAAGAUCACUUGCAGCAAAAGCCCGUUCAGUUGAUGCACACGGUGGUGCUAGACAAAACUAUGUGUGGUUUGCACACGAUGGGCGCAGAGACCACUGUGGAAAUUUGGCUAAAAGCGGAACAGGCAUUGACGCAACCUAACGAUAAACCUGCUCCUGCUCCUGCUUCCAAUCUUCCACCUGAAAAACCACCUGCUUCUCCAGAGCCGAUUGUUCCGGUUUUAGAACCCUCGCUGCUUGAAUUCCCCGUGGAGUCGUGCAAGCCUCGCACCAUUUCCAUCACUCAAAAUAAGGAGGAACUGGAUGACAAUCUGUUUGCUGGCCUAAACAAAAUUGAACUAAGCAGUGACAUCGAGCAAAUCGAACCCACGGUGCUGGUCUCGGAGCCUCUGAAGUUGAGCUACAGUCCCAUAAAACAGCCGCCGGCUCCGACGACGCCACCCAGGCCUCAGGUUCGGUUAAAUGCGGCUCCAGUCAGCGCCUCUCGACCUUCGGUGGUCUAUCUGCCGGUAAACGGUAGAAGUCCCAGACAGGAUUCUUUACCAGAAAGGCAGAGGCAGGAGUUCUCACCCGUAAAGUCGCAAUUUUCGCCAUUGAGGCAGCGAUCUGAAUCUUUGCCACCUAUACAGCCUGUACCCAACGGACAUAACAAAAAAAAUGUGGUGUUCCAGCGAGAAGGAAAGCUGUACAUCAUCGAUCCUUUGCAGCGGAAGUUGAAGCAGGUUGCGAAGCAGCAAUCGCUACUGAAGCCACAAUUGAGUCUCCUCAAACCGCCGACAGUUAAGCGGUGGCAUUUACUCCAGUGCAUACAGCAUGAUCACGGCUAUGCAAACAUGAGCGGCGAGGUGGAAGCAAAGCCUUUACUAUCCUAUAAUCCGGCCUCAGUUGUGGACACUCCUCUGAUGACACGGCCCCUUAGGCUGGAGCAUAUAUUCGGCAGUGUCCAGUUCCAAAACAUGCGCAGUGCCGUAGAGUUCCUGUUGCGUCGGUUACCGCUAGCAGCGACAGAUCAAAAUAAGGAGUAUCCUUUCACAUGUACAACCCUCCAGGAAUUCAAGGAGCAAACUGCUCUGAAGCAACGCUGCUUUGAGUACUUACGAGCACGCCUUCUGCGCCGCUGUCUGAUGCAGCACCACAAGCUGCAGCAACUUAAUUUGAGUGGGAAGGAACACUAUUGGAGCCUAAGAGAAAUCGUGGGAUUCGCUAGGGUCCAUGGCUACACUCCGCCUCUCAAAGUUAUUUUGUCCAGUGGUGAUAAGAAACGUAAACGGAAAAUGGUGUCCGAGGAGCAACUGGCACAGCGGGUGCAGGAACAGCUGAAAGGCGCGCCACAACCACAACUUUCAGCCUACAGCAGUCUUAGCUCAGUGAAUAGGCUGGAAGCUUGGAUAGCUAAGCAAACGUUACGGUUGCGUGGUCACGACCAAAAGAUGCGCGAUAAGGAGUUUAUAGAUGUGUUAGGCGUGGACAAGCCACAUUCGAAAGCUUUCGAGGAAAUCCAGUUGACAAACAAAAACCAACAAUCGGUGAACCAUCGUCAACUGCUUUACCUGCCCCCACCAAAGCAUCUGGAUUCGGCCUUGCAGUUGGUCCAGGAAAUGUGCAAGGACAUCAAUAUCACUCUGGAACCGGAGGAAUCUCCCCCAGGCGUUUCGCAGCCCGUGGCCCUUACCUUACUCGGUUCCGUGCUGUGUACCUUUGUCGAAAGAUUGGUACGCCGUUCCUUGGCCACCAAGAUGCAACAGGAGACCUCGGAACAACUACCUCUGGCAGCGGCAAAUGCUUCUUUCUGCCUGCAGCCGCAGGACAUCGGAAGGGUUAUUUGCCAGAGCUCCGAGCUGGACUUCUUGGGAAACAGCCUCCUAGGUGUUUCGCCACUGGAGCCCCAACCUGAUGGGUCGUUGCCAUAGUUCUGAAUUUAUUUUUUAUCAAGUGCUCGUAAUAGUUCAAUUUCUGCUGGGAUAUUAGUCGAUAUCUAAUUAGUUUUUUGUACUCGUUAUUAGGCAUACGGUUAAGCAAUAAAUUAACUAAAUUUAUUUUUAUACAAAAAUGAAAGAUAGCUUCGUCGUAAGGAAGUUAUGAUGAUUUUUGUCUUAAUUUUCAUUAAUUUUUAUAAUC
Messenger RNA from Drosophila ficusphila, 3319 nucleotides. RefSeq lists its product as uncharacterized. The record is from RefSeq and is a predicted model, not a curated record. The coding region runs from base 196 to 3111 and encodes 971 amino acids. Gene Ontology annotation, cellular component: NuA4 histone acetyltransferase complex. The transcript is spliced from 2 exons. Gene Ontology annotation, molecular function: histone binding. Gene Ontology annotation, biological process: chromatin remodeling; regulation of transcription by RNA polymerase II. NCBI's taxonomy places the organism in Eukaryota, Metazoa, Arthropoda, Insecta, Diptera, Drosophilidae.